AAAAGCUGGAGACAGUCUCCACAGCACCUCAGACAGCAGCCUCAGUGCGCCUCGGCGGCCCAAACGGGAUCCUCCUCUACUUUGAUAGUUGCUUAAUUACUCAUGUGAUGGCAUGCAGAUGUCUGGGAUGCUCCAGCUCAAAGUUCUCCUGAAUAACUCGCUGACUGAGUGAGUGACAGGAUCCGAGGGGAGGCAGACGUUUAAGGAGCGCUCUGGCAUGUAAAUAAUUGGACUUUGUGAACCAAACAACGUAACACGUUCAGCAAUGGCCCCUUUGACCCUAUGCACAUUCUUGAUAACAGCCAUUGUGGCCUCCAGUGGAUUGACUCAAGCAAAUAUCACUGAAGAGGUCACUAGCACUCUCUUUCCCAUCUCCACCAUUAUUCCCAUGGAAUCCAUCAGCCAAGCGGGAAAUCUCCGAGGCUCUGAAAGCCAUGGAAAAGCCAAUAACACAGACAUCCCAAUCCGCUGUACAAAAUCCAUUUUCUUGACAGAUACCUUCAAGGUCAUCCAUACCUUCAUUUCGUGUGUGGUAUUUGUGGUGGGCUUGGUGGGUAACGCCACAGUCCUGAGGAUUAUCUACCAGCACAAGUGCAUGAGAAAUGGACCUAAUGCUCUUAUUGCAAGCCUGGCACUGGGUGACCUCAUCUACAUCAGCAUAGACAUUCCCAUCAUGUUAUACAAGCUUCUGAUGGAACAUUGGCCACUGAGCCACACUGAAUUUGGUAACUUCCUGUGUAAACUGGUGCCCUUCCUUCAAAAAGCAUCAGUGGGCAUCACAGUGCUGAACCUGUGUGCACUCAGCGUGGACAGGUACAGGGCUGUUGCCUCGUGGAGCCGUGUUCAGGGAGUCGGCAUUCCUUUACUCACUGCUGUUGAAAUUGUGGUCAUCUGGGUGCUUUCAUUCAUUCUGGCCGUGCCUGAAGCUAUAGGGUUUAAAGUGGUGCACCUGCCGUUUAACAACAUCAGUUACAAUGUCUGCAUGCUCAAACCUCCUGCGUCCUCCACAUUCAUGGCGCAUUAUAUUAUUGCAAAGGACUGGUGGCUGUUUGGAUUUUAUUUCUGUGUGCCGCUGGCCUGUACAGCAAUUUUUUACACCCUCAUGACCUUCAAGAUGCUCAGCCACAGGAAUGGAGCUCUCCGGAUUGCACUUAGUGAACAUCUCAAACAGAGGCGAGAGGUCGCCAGGGCCGUUUUCUGUCUGGUCUUGAUCUUUGCGCUCUGCUGGUUCCCCCUGCACGUCAGCAGACUCCUGAAGAAAUUUUUGCCCGACAUAAAAGAUGCAGGCCGCUGUGACUUGUACAAAUCCCUGUUGAUCCUGGACUAUGUUGGAUUGAAUCUGGCCACCAUUAACUCCUGCAUCAAUCCCAUCAUCCUGUAUUUUGUCAGCAAGAAGUUCAAGAAUUGCUUUAAGUCUUGCUUGUGUUGUUGUUGGCGCAGCUCAAAGAACCAAGUCACCAGCUUGGGGCAGAUGAAUGGCACAAGUAUCCAGGAGUUACAGCUUGGAGGUACUGGGAAUCAAACUCACAACUGUCCGAUACAUAGUCUGGAGUCCCUAACCAUUGAGUCACCACUUCCCACUCUUAGUGACACCUCUGGUCUGGAAGACCAAAUGAGUUUCGACCAAGAUUUGCUGACAUGAUCGAAGACAAUCAUCGAUGAUAUCUGAAGAGUUCAGAGGAAUCUAGUGCUAUUCUGUGCUGGACACAGAGUGAUCAAAGCUGCUUAGACUGUAUACAUAUAUAUAUAUUUCACUACACACUAUACAAUGGGGCUGAUGUAUGCAAAGUUCCCAGAACAAACAUUCCCAUAAUCUUCUGCGGGGAUGUUUUGCCAUGAGAGAAAGGGCAAAGGUGGAGGAGGGUCAGCAGGAUGCAGCUGAAUGUCAACUAUUAAUGAACCCAAUCAGAGGCCCAAGAAGACACAAUAACUUGGCUACACAAAUACAUGCAUAAGCUAUGUAUACUCUUUCUCAAGGGACAGGAAACUGGAGGAAGGAAGAAUCAUGUAAUGUGCUACAAAUCUUGGAUAUGGAUGUAAAUAUGGAUUACACUAAAAAAAAAAAACAAUCCUCCCUCUUCCUUCCCAUUGCUGCUUAUGAGUGCUUUCUAAAUUCAGAUCUAUUCAGAUCCAAGAAGACUGAUUUGACUUUCAUUGCACGCAUCCCUCACUUCAGACUGUCAAAACAAUCUGAAUUUUUUUUUCCUACCCUGGAUGUCUUUAUGUCUUUGUUUUUAAUUUCAAAGGGACAAGUCUGUUUUGCACAAACAUUUUCAUGAGCACAAUAGCGCCACUAAUGGUUAUAAGAAAAAUACACAGAAUGUCUUGAAGAAGCAGUAAGCAAAACUGGGGCUGAUUUCUUUCUAGCCCAGACUGUUAGUGACAGUCAUGUCUUUCAUGUGUUGUAGAGAGUGUAUCAUGCUACAAGAUCAUAGCAACUUUGCCUGCAAACUAGUAAUCAACUCAAGCUAGCAUCCAAUGUAGCUAGAUACAGUAGUUAGCAAAAUGUAUGAUGAAUAAUAUGCAUUGUAGAGGUGCACCAUGGUAACUGGGUACCUCAUGGUCCCAGGCUGACCAGUUAGAGAUCUCAGAGCCCCAGAGGUGUGGUGUGCAUGGCUCAUUGGCGUGCCAAUAUGCGCCGGCACUCACCAAUCCAACUCCCACUGAUGGGUAACUAGGAAGCCUGGAUGGUAGACUUGGUGCUACAGGAAAGGAGCCUCCUGUGGUGGCGUAGGGCGCAUGAAGGGGUCUGUUCACUCCCACCAACCAUCAUCAGCAUUGGAGGAGUUGCGGCCCCUAUGCUGAGGUGCCACUCGCACUAGCAUAGUAAGGUCAAAAGAUGGAUCAUGAUAUUGGGCCCGGCUGAGGCCGCCCAAAGUAAUGAUGAAUAAUAAUGGACAUUAACGAGCAUAUGAUUUUUUUUAAAUAGGCUUAUUAAACAUCUAUGUAUUAUUUGUAUUUAGAAAAUACAAAACUAACGUACACACAAGACAUUUUCAUAUAAAUUAUAACUUGAUUUGUUUAUACAAUUAUCGAGGACCAAUUGCAAAAUUGUAGUGUGCAUUUCAAACAUAUGUAUCCAAAAUUCUUCCCAUCCAAGUGUCUGUUAUUACUGUCAUGUUAGAUGGAUGAGACUGAAUGAGUACAGACUGCACACAGUGUUCUGGUUCUUGAUAGUAACCAGAAAGAUCAAGCUUUCACCCAUCUGUUUAUCGUUUUAUAAAAACUUCCGGAUCUUUUGAUGAUCAUCCAAGUGGUUUAUUCCAAAGCUAAAACAAACACUCAUGUCAGCAGUUGUUUAUGCCCUUCUGCUCUGCUAAACACUGCAUUUUUCCUGAAAAUUGUUUUUUUUUCUUCCCUUUUACAAGUAGGGUCAUGAACUUUGAUAUAUUCUGAUAUAUAUCCAAGGAGACAACUUGUCUCUGGUAGUUUUUUUUUUUUACCAUUCCUUCCUUACAUAUGACAUUGAUCAAAAUCUGGCAACUUUGCCCACUCUUGUUUGAAUUUAUAUAGAAACAUAGCUACAAGAAGCGAUUACGGGGCCAAGCAUUUCUGCAUCCCAGUCUUUUGCAAUGGAGCCAUUGGGACCAUUAGCACUAGUAAAUUACAUGAUACAACAGCAGGUCGUUGAUGAGAUACGGCCUUACUUGGUAUUUGGUGACAGAUUCGUUCGUACGACAAAGACGAAGCAUUUUGAAAUUCUUAAAUAUGAAAAAUCAUACUAUAUAUCAUCAUGUUAUAUUUGGGUUGGUCUCAUGACUCAGUAAUCUCGUGAGUCCUCCAAAAGAUGUGUCGUCAUAAUCAUACAAAUUUGGUUUCCUUUUACAUCCCUUUCUUCUAAUCCCAGCAUGAUAAAUUUGCAUUUCAACUCAAUCACAAAGAGAUCACCAUUCAUUAUCAAUGAGGAGUUGAUUUCUAUUUAUUUAUUUAUUUAUUUUCGUUUUUCUUGCUCUGUACAUGACUCUAAGUAUUUCUGCAAUUGUGUUCUGUAUAAACUUGCUCCCAUGUUUUAAUUCUGCCUCAUAUAAUCCUAUAUCCUCCUGGGAACCAAGAAAAAAAAUGUGUCUCUCAAGUUCUCUUUUGUUGUGAUUUCCUUACUAGGAAUUUCCCAGCAACCCUCCUAGUCGCAUAAUAGAUCAUUGGAAAGCCCAGGAUGUACUCUUUACAAGACACCAGGAUUCAAGUGAAUAGCUUGAAAGAGUAAGAGGGUGUGCAUGUAAAACAAAUGUCAACUACAGAGGACACAAGUCUAUAGGUUGGUUCCCAGGAGGAGAUAAUGAGAAGAUGCUCUGAAGCUUGAUUAACUGCUGAAGGAACACACACAGUGGAUGAUUCCUUCCUGAAGUCUUCCAGCUGGGGUUAACUUGUCUUGUCUAGCCAUUCAGUUAGAAACACAGAGAAUAAUGACUUUUGACCCUCUUCAACAUUUAGAAUUAGCUCACAGAGGUUAGCCAACUUCAACAAACCCUUGGUAGUAAUGUUGAAAAAAAAAAAAAAGACCAUUCCUAAGUUCAGAGCGAGGGCUUGGGAACGAAGAGGCCUCUGCAUUAAAGUGAAAAACUGCCAAGAGGUCUAAAAAUGUCUCUUUACUUCCUCAUAACACUGUGAAUCCUUAUGCCUACCUAUUACUCACUGUGUAUACAUGUUGUGUUAUUUCUAUUGUAUAUAUUUACGCUGAAGUAUAUGCAUAAGUAUAUGAAUAUAUUCUGAAAUUUAGCAGCAGUUAUGGAUUUCUCUUUUGAAAAUGAAAUAAACCAGCGGAAAUGAAGCAGCGCAGUAAAUAGCAUCCGGGAAGAUGGAAUUUAUUUGGAUGUUUAAAUUCAUGACUGUUCAGACAGCGACAAGAUCUUUUUUUUUUCAGCUGUUGUAUUGUACAUGAAGAAUAAUUCUACUUUUCAGAUGAAAAGAUUUUUUAGAUUUCAAUCUAUAAUGUACAACAUUGUAGAACUCUUGCUCACUUAACUCGACUCAAUGUUUUUUGUUUUUCGCACCAUCCGGUCUGUGUAAACUCUUGAGACUGUUGUGUGUGAAAACCCCAGGAGAUCAGCAGUUUCUGAAAUACUCAAACCAGCCCAUCUGACUCAAACCAACACCCAUGCCACAGUGAAAGAAAGUCACACUUUGAGAUCACAAUUUUGCCCAUUCUGAUGUUUGAAUGACGUGAACAUGAACUGAAGCGCUUGAUUUGUAUCUGCAUUGUGCUGCUGUCAAGGGAUUGGCUGAUUAGGUAGCCGCAUAAAACAGCAGGUGGAUGUAUGGGUGUCCCUGAUAAAAUGGCCAGGGAGUGUAUAUUAUAGUCAUACCACUUCGUGAUGUGUCAGACCGAGUCGGCUCAUGUGAACAACUCGCUUCUGAUUCAUUUACAAUCCGGGAUUCAUCAGAGUCGACCUUUGACCUGCCCAAGGUUCAUUUGAGUGCCGCCUGAGGAUUCAUCCCUCACUGAGAUCCAGCAGUAAAUAAUAAUAUACUGUAUCACAGACUCAUUAAGUUGUUAUUCAAACAAUAUUUUGCCUGUUAUUGGUCUAGUAUCUCACUGGCAUGUCUCAGUCUUUCAUUUUUUGUAUAGUAUGUUUUUUUUUCAAGUACAAUAAAAAUCUUAUACAAUCAUACAAUAAAA
Molecule: messenger RNA, 5617 nt
Organism: Neoarius graeffei (lesser salmon catfish)
Lineage: Eukaryota; Metazoa; Chordata; Actinopteri; Siluriformes; Ariidae
Gene: ednraa
Product: endothelin receptor type Aa
Exons: 9
Coding region: 266-1642 (458 amino acids)
Biological process (GO): G protein-coupled receptor signaling pathway; vasoconstriction; enteric nervous system development
Cellular component (GO): membrane
Molecular function (GO): endothelin receptor activity
Source: RefSeq, a predicted model, not a curated record